Messenger RNA from Triticum dicoccoides, 1110 nucleotides. RefSeq names its product noroxomaritidine synthase 2-like. NCBI's taxonomy places the organism in Eukaryota, Viridiplantae, Streptophyta, Magnoliopsida, Poales, Poaceae. The transcript has a single exon. The record is from RefSeq and is a predicted model, not a curated record. Gene Ontology annotation, molecular function: heme binding; monooxygenase activity; iron ion binding. The annotation marks the transcript as partial.
CGACUAGUUGCCAGUAUGGUGGCUUGCUGCUGCCGGAAGGUGGAGAAUGACCUCCUCCCGUUGUUUACCCACAUGUCAAACACAAACAUUCCAUUCGACAUGCAACAUAUGAUGUCCAGGUUUAUGUUUGACCUGGCUGCUAUGCCUCUCUUCGGUGUUGAUCCUGGCCUCCUAUCAUCGGAAAUGCCACCCAUGGUUGUCGCGGUUGCCUUGGACAUAGUCAUGGAGGUGGUAUGCUUUCGGCACAUGAUGCCAUCUUAUUGCUGGAAACUGAUGAGGUGGUUAAACAUCGGUCCUGAGAAAAAGCUCAAUGUGGAGCACACACUGCUACGAAGGUUCAUCAAGGAGAUGAUGGAGAGGAGGAAUAUCAAGACGUGGCAAGUUAAUAAUGAUGAGGAAGAAGAAGGUGUGGAUAUUGUAUCUUUCUUCCUCGAUGACCCAUGCUACGCUAAUGAUGACUUGUUUUGUGCUAUCACCAUUGGCUACAUGCUCGUUGCGAGGGACACAGUUGGAAUAGCCUUGACAUGGAUCUUCUACAACCUCGCCCAGAACCCUAACAUCGUUUCAAUCAUCCGCAACGAACUCUCACCGGUUGCAUCACAUAAAGUAGUAGCUGGUGUUGGAACUAUGGUGAUAUUUGAGCCGGAUGAGACCAGAUCUUUAUCCUAUCUUAGUUCUGCCUUGUAUGAGACUCUUAGGUUGUACCCGCCGGCGCCUACUGAGCUCAAGACGGUGGUCGCUGAUGAUACAAUGCCGAGUGGCCAUGAGGUGCAUGCCGGCGACGCCAUCUUUAUUUCUCUUCAUUCCAUGGGGAGAAUGGAGGGCAUAUGGGGUAAGGACUGCCUUGACUAUAACCCAGAUAGGUGGCUCUUGAAGGAUGGCAAUGGUCUAAGGUAUGUACCACCUCACAAGUUCCUGGCCUUUAACUCGGGGCCAAGGAUGUGCCUCGGUAAGGAAAUCGCGGUUAUGCAGAUGAUGAUUGUCGUGGCCUCAACGCUAUGGAACUUCGAUGUGCAUCUGGAGAAAGGGCAAAGCAUCGAGCCCAAGGCAUCUUGUAUACUAGAGAUGAAAAACGGGCUUAUGGUUAAGCUGAAGAAGCGAGAAGUGUAA